UACAAAAGGCUCCCUCUCUUCUUCUCAUUAUAACAUAAUAAUAUGAUGCUCUUUUCACUCAUAAAAGAACAGAAACACUGCUUUAUAUUCCAUUGGUCUCUCCUAUGCCUCAAGUGAGCUCGGUGUCCUGUCCUGCUCACCCACCGUCUAUCGUCUCUCUCAUCACAUCUUCUGGCUCUUGAUACCCGUUAAUUAAAAGCACACUUCCCUUUCUAAUUUCGUCUAGUAUAUUUAUUUAUUUUAUCUCUGUCGUUUUGAGCUCAUUGCUACAAAUCACUGUCUAGGGUUCCAUCAAAAACCUCUAUUUGAUAAUCUUAGAUCUGAAAUUCGAUGUCACAGGGCGGUUAUGCUAUUGAACUUUACUUGGAUCCAGCACUUGAAAACCAGGUGUUGAAGGCCUGGAACGUGCUAGCUCGACGCCAAAUAAGCAGCCAAUUAAUUGAAAUCGAGUCUCGCCCUCAUAUAACCUUGUAUUCAGCUCCCUUCAUUGAUCCCACUAAGCUUGAAUCAAUCAUCAAGACUUUCGCAUCUAAGCAAGAGCCGUUACCCUUAUCUCUCUCCACCAUAGGUUGCCACAACAAUCUCCUCUUCUUGGCCCCUACGCCUACUCUUUCUCUUCUUCAAUUCCAUUCUCAGUUAUGUGAUGCGAUGAGGAGGGAGGGUAUUGAGAUUAGUGAAGACUAUCGCCCCGAAAAUUGGAUUCCUUAUUGUGCAGUUGCUCAGGAUGUCCCAAAGGCAAGAAUGGCCGAGUCUUUAUGUGUUUUGAGAGAUUUGAAAUUGCCUGUUGCUGGGUAUGCAAUGGAUAUUGGGUUAGUGGAGUUUUCGCCCGUUCGAGAGUUCUUUUCGUUCGUGCUUGGUAACACAGUAGAAGGAUGAUUUUUCUAUUUUUUUUUUGGAAAUAGUUUUUUUAAUAAUUUGAAUGUGUUACAUUUAUAUCAGUGCUGCUAGUUUAUAGCAUAGUAGAGAUUUUGCUUAUGAUUAUAGUUCUUGGAUGAAGAUUCUGCUUGUUUACCUCUA
Molecule: messenger RNA, 1017 nt
Organism: Populus nigra (black poplar)
Lineage: Eukaryota; Viridiplantae; Streptophyta; Magnoliopsida; Malpighiales; Salicaceae
Exons: 1
Coding region: 331-876 (181 amino acids)
Source: RefSeq, a predicted model, not a curated record